AUGGACGAGGUGCAGUGCAAGGUGAGAGUUUCGAGCAUGCUGGGUUUUGUUGGCGGUAUGUGGGCAACUCCACCGCCACCCUAUACGGCAACGAGCAAUAGCUUCAACAGCAACUUCCACGCAUCCGACUGUAUCAACAUUAUCAACAACAACCUCAGCAGCAGCAGCACCGCCAGCCAAAGCCAUCCAACGGCCACGACCACGUCGACGACGGCUAGCAGCAGUAGUAGCGGUGGCGUCGUCAGCGGGAUACUCGGCGUGCAGGAAUUUAGCGCCAAGCUGUUCCUACCGUUUUCCCGCUCGAAGAUGAUGCACUCGACAUCGAACAACAACCCCCCGACCGAUCCAUCAGCCCCGAUGGACGGUACAAUGGCAGGGGCCGGCCCCUCUAGCAAGGGUGCAGCAGCGGGCAGUGCUUUCGCCGGUGCGUCCAGCGGCAGCUCUGGUACGGGGCGUAGCACCGGCUCGACGCUGGUCAUACCGGAAGCGUUGAACGUGGUGCUGCACGGUUACCAGCGCAAGCUGAAGACGAACAAGAAGAAAUACUUUGUCGUGUACGGCGAUCGGCCGGGCAAGCCGGCCCGGCUCGAGUACUUCGACAGCGAGAAGAAGUUCAAGCAGUCGUUCAUGAAGGGUGGCGGCUGCGAGGGCCCGUCGGCGAAGCGCAGCAUCUCGCUGCGGUCCUGCUUUAACAUCAACAAGCGGCACGACCUCAAGAAACACAUCAUCGCACUGUACACCAAGGACGAUUGUUUCUGCAUUGUGUUCGAAAGUGAGGCGGAGCUGUCACGGUGGCUGCGGAUACUGUUGCUGCUGCAGCGAGGCGAAGAAUCGGAAGGCGAUCCGCCGAAGCCGACAUUUGAGCACGUUUGGGAUGUUUACGUGCAGCGCAAAGGUCUCGGCGACAGCUACGGCAUCCUUGGCACCUAUCGGCUUUGCAUCACGGACAAAACCCUAUCGUUGGUCCGCAUCGGACUGGAAUUUACGCCUCACCAGGAGAAACGGGCAUCUAACGUCGAUUUUUCGUUGGCAUCCAUACGACGAUGUGGACAUUCUCAGCGCUACUUUUACCUGGAGGUUGGCCGAAGCACGAAAACGGGGGCGGGAGAAAUUUGGAUGGAGGUGCAGGAUUCCAUCAUCGCGCAAAACAUGUACACCACCAUCAUGAAGUCGGCGAAAAGUAAAGACGACAACCUCGGUCCCAUGAUACGGAUACGAUCGUCUUCGGCGAACGCCGCCUCGAAACCUACCUCGAUGCUGUUCCGCCGCCAGACGCACACCGGCCAGAAACCGAUCAACUGUUCGCCGUCAAGUGAAGAUCAGUCAAACAAUGCGCAGAACUCCGAAUCCUCGUCGUCGGCCACCAGCAUCAAUACGGUCGUGCUGGUCGGUUCGCCGCCCAAAGGGGCGGCUAGUUCUGGUGUACCGAAUUCGAAACCAAGACCCGUAGUAGUAGCCAAUCCUAGCCUGCCAGUCUGUGCGGAAAAUGCUCUGCUCGGUUCAUGUGCUACCUCCUCUGCCAACAGCGCCACUGCUCCUUCCGCUACUUCUACUACCAUCAGUACGACUUGUACUUCUGUCGCCACAACUAUUACCUCUGUAACAACUGUCACCUCCACUGCUGCCACUGCUAGUAUGGCGCCAUCCGCCAUGUACCCUACCACUCCCGACGCUUCCUACCAUCAUGCACCAACGAUCGUUCCUUUCGCGGGCCACACGCCUGCCUCGGCAGCUGCUGUCUGUUCCACCUUCACCAGUACCUAUGGUGCCAUGUUCACCUGUUCGCACAGCAGUAACUCCUCACUUACGAGCAUCGGUUCCUGCUCCCCGAGCGAUGCGUAUGUUCCGCUUUUACCCGGUGCCGGUCGCAGCACCAGCCCGAAUCAGCAUCCUCUGUCCGCUGUAGCUGCUUCUGCUGGUGGUGGUGGUGGCGGCGUUGGUAGUGGCGCUACCGUUUCCGGCCGGGGUGGUCUGGUCGGAUCGCCACGGCUCGGCGUGACGGCACAGUCGCCAAGCUACCGACGUACGUCGCUCAAGAAGCCAGUCUCCGAAAACUGUCCCAGUAGGGCGGCGAAAAUGGAAGCUGUCACUUCUUCGCCACUGCUGUCGUCUACUCCACGGGGUGGACAGCAAUCGCGUCACUAUCACCAGCAGCAGCAACAGCAACCCCUACACGGUACUGGCUCCAUGCUUCCUCCGGCCGCUUCCCACCUUUCCCACCAUCACACACUUGUGCAACAUCCCCACCAUCAUCACCAUCCAUACCUUCACCAUGGCACGCAAGCACCGUUGACCUCCGCAGUAGUUGCGACCGGGGCAGUCGGGCACCCGGCAACACCAAGCGCCGUCGCUGGUCUGCAUCACGCUGCUACAGGGGUCGCUGGUACUAGCAGCUGUAGCAGCAGCAGGAGCAACAGCAGCAGCAGCAGUAACAGCACCAGCACGAUCGCCGUUACCAAUGAGUUUUCGUCCUCCUCGACUGACCAUGUUACAUCCGCAUCCUCCACAGCCGGUGUGUUCCAUCAAAGAGCUUUAUCAUUGCCAAGCGCUCCCAUGUUAGGCCAUUCUCCCCAUAGCAAUACCAAUCAUUUGGGCACACUCCAUGCGGCCAGUAGUAGCGUCCGGUCCUCCUCCCAGAGCAGCGUUGCUGCUUCAGCAGCUUCAGGUUUAGGGCAGGGUCCAGCGGGCCCAAAUCUGCCAGCGUCCCUGUCAUCAUCGUCCGCAUCUUCUACGGGCACGAUCCAGCCAGUACACCAUCGUACCCGUUCGUUGCCCCUGACAGAAGAGUCGGCCAUACGCGUCACGUCGGGUGAACGAUCCGGACCCUGUUCCGGAUGGUGGCAGCAACCACCGCUUCACAAUCACCACCACACCAACCAUCUCCCAUACUCUCCGCACCACUACUCGUCAUCCUUUACCUCCACCACCGGUGCAAGCCAUCGGAAGUCAUCGUCAGCGUAUUUGCUCGCACCGACGCACGUUUGCUCGCUGCACGGCGGUACCACACCGAACGGAGGUGGUGGCUGGUCUCCACCCGUAUCGGACGCUGUACUCUGUACUUCGCCCCAUCGCCAUCAGUACGAGCUUUCACAGGACGGUACGGGUACUUCGUUUGCAAGUCUCGUCCCUUCGCGCAGCUCGAUGGAGAGCAUCAUCGAGGAUCAGCGUUAUCUGCCGAUGGAUCUGAAGAAGCCGUCACCGGAAGAGGUCGACAGUGGUCUGACGGCAGGUCAGCAGCUACCGCUAAUUAGUCGCCUGCUACGCAGCACCAAUCUGCAGCAGCAACCUUCCGCUUCCGCUUCAUCCCCAGCGCCGUUGUCCGCCGGCAAGAUGGGUCUGCUCGGGCUCAAGAUGGCCAUGAUGGGUGGCGGUGGUGGUAGUGGUGGUUGUGGUGGUGGUGGUGUUGCUUCAGCUGGAUCGGCCCCGACCGCCAGCCAUCCAGCGAACGGUGGCUGUAGUUGUAGUAGUCCCUCGUCACAGUGCAGUAGCAGUAGCAAUUGCAAUCACGCCAUUAGUAGCAAUACCACUUCCCAUAAGAGCACGAACGGUUCCUCACCGGCAGCACUGCGGCGCCCGAUCGGUGGCCGCACUGCCAGCGGUACGAUCAGCAGGAGUGUUGCCAUUGCGCGCGAACGCUGCGACAGUCUUCCAUCGCGAAAUCGAACGACUAGCGAAACGAUGCCCCAUCAGCAACAGCAGCAGCAGCAGCAGCUACAGCAGCAGCAACAUCAUCAACAGCUUCAGCACCAUCAGCUGAUGCUGAACAGUGGCGGUAUGCCACCGCCCCGCAUGAUCCCGAGCAACAAUCGGCCGCACUCGGUGCACAUCAGCCAUAGCCACAGUCCGCCAGUCAAUUCGUCCCCGCUUAGCCCGCCACCGCCCGCCACCUACUCGACCGGUUCGGAUGGAUCCUCGCUCAGCAUCGAUGAGUCGACGGACAGCUUCAUUACCGGCUCGCUUACACCGGACGAAGGCAAUGGCUACCCUAAGGUCAUUAAUCAACUCAACUCCGGCUGCUCCAUACCGGAGGAAAACUCGGAAGAGUUCAUCAAGGACUAUGGCCAUAUAGAUUUGCGCGCGGGUUGCGGAUUUUCGCAGCACGAUGACUUUGCCGUGCCGAACCAUCACACUACUCCUAGCGGUAGCUCAGGCAGACAUGGCCACCAUCAUCAUAAUUCCCUCUCGCUUCCCAUAUCGCAGGCGGCCCGAAGAGGAGGCAGUCCCGCACCACCGUCAACGGUCGGUUCGGUCGAGGGCAGCGCGUACAUGGAGAUGUGCAGCCCGAGUGGCAGUUCGCCCGGCGAUCCGUCCGGCAGCUGCUACAUGGCGAUGUCGCCCGUAGCAGACUUUUCGCGAGGACUGUGUUCCAGCUCGAGUGCACACAGUCGCGCAUCUAGUCUCGCGGAGGAUAUGGUCGAUGGGGCAGGCUACGUGCCGAUGAGUAUGCCACGUGCCGUCCCUCCAACCGAGGAAUACGUCCUGAUGGAUCCGACGCUUAACGGUGGCGCUAGCAGUCGACUCUCGAAUGCAACGAGCGGUGGAGGUACUACGGGCAACAAUGGCGGUGGUGGUGGAAGUGGCAUGGGUGGUGGGGGUAUGUCUUCCGCCGCUUCAAGCUGCAGCAUUACCUCCGGCACUCCAUCGACCGAUCUGCGCCUUUCGCUCGAGAAAGUUCCGGCCUACAUUGGGCAGGGUGAUGAUCACGAGGUGAACGAUCGCCCGUUCCGAACGUAUUCGGUGGGAAGCCGUCCGGAGCUUAUAAAGCGGAAGCUGCGCGUCGAAAUGCUCAGCUCGGGUGAGAGUUCGGUUGGUGGUUCGGCGAGUGGUUCGGCCAGUUCCCGACAGCGAGCCUUUUCCGUUGGUUCCCGUGCCAAAGUGCCGCGGUGUUCGGAUGUGUACAAGGGAUACUCGGCGGCUCCUGUAAUUGUGUCGUUUGCGUCGACUAGUUCGCAGGGCAGUAUGCUCGAGAGUAGCAACAAUAAUAGUUCGAGCAGUACGAGCAGCAUUUCGCAUGCAGGAAGCUUCGGUGCUUCGAUCGGUGAGAAUUUACCGAUGGAUGAGUUGGGUGCCAUGAGUAGGAAGUCGGGCAGUGGAUCGCUGUUGCCUGAUGGUAAUGGGAAGCCUCCGUCGCAUGGUUCGCAUGGCCGGAUGAGUGAUUUGAUGGAGAUUGACUACUCCUCGCCGCGUCAGGUGAAACCCUCGACGAGAGUAAGUGAACCCGUCGGUAUGGAGGAUUAUCUGGACAUGUCCGGAAACGGUAACAACAACGAGGAGGAUCGUCGGGCGGGCGCAGGAGCACAAUCUACUGCUACCUCGGGUUAUGUCGAAAUGCGUCCCGGUCGUGUUAACUCACAGUGUGAGGAGAACGACUACCUAAACAUGACACCGGGCUCUAUCGCUGCCAGCUCUCGAGUUGGUAUCGACGAACCGGAUUGCCCUGGUGGUGGUAGCGGAUCGAUCAAGUCUACCAGUUCCCCAAUACAGAUAGGUUCCUCUGGUCCAACGUCUGCCGAUGGAGCAAACAGUGGGAGCAGUGCGGGACAGAACAAUAACUACCUCGAAAUGUACCCAAGAGCACUGGCAAAAGACACGAAUCGGGGCAGUGCCACAGCUACAAAAGUACCUUCCGAAGAUUACCUGAACAUGGCCCCGCUGAUGAUCAGUUCGCUCGGGGAAGCGAGUGGAAGCGAAGAGAAGAUGGCCACACAUCAGCAACAUGGUGGUGGUGAGGAUGAAUCACUCGAAUCUUCCAGCGCACCCGAUGGCUAUAUGGAAAUGUCUUGGAAUCACGGCGUUGUGACAGCUGGUUCCUCAUCCUCUUCCUCUACCAACCGCGCAGAGCGAAACGUGCCAAUGAGUGGGGACGAUUACAUGAACAUGUCGUGUGGUCCACCACCACCACCACAGUCGGAAGAUGCAUUCCGUGUAUACUCCGCACCGAUCAGCAUUCAACCGAGCGCCGGCAAAUGUCGACUCGAUCUGAGCGGUGAAUCGAAGGUAGAAGCUGGCACCAACAUCCCCAACUAUCUACCUCUGGGUCAGCAUCCGGACGCACGGAAGUCGGUGCACCAUCAUCAUCCACAUGCACCACCGGCCACGAUCGUCGCGCUACAGCAACAUCUACCGCUAUCGGCACAGGCUCCGAUUCAGACCACCACUGGCCAACAGAGUGGUUCGAUCGGGUUCAGUCCUUCGUCGAAGUUGGUGGCAGAAACACCCGAACGAGCACGGUGUGAUUCACGUGACAGUGGCAUCGUAACACCGUCCGGAAGUCAACCAACCAUUUUCCCAUUCAGCCCAGCAAGUCCCACGAAACCGUUCGCACCGGGUCAAGUACAUCAGGACGAACCGAUGGUAGAAUCGCUUGAGAAUCUAAGUCAAAAUUAUGCCGAACUAAGUCUCGGUCGGCAGCAACUCCAACAGCAGCAGCAGCAGCAGCAACAUCAUCAAGCGGAACCUUCUCCUGCAACGCGAAAGUUAUCCACGGGGAGUCGAGGGUCUGGAUCGUUUAGCAAGUUGCAGCUGCUGUCAAGUGGUAGCUUUAACCAACCGGACUACGUCAACUACUGCCCCACAACACCGCCUGUCGAGGGUAUGAAUGUGCCACUUAACGUACAACCUUUGCGCAGUCGCGUCGAAGAUGACGGGGCUGGAGAUUAUGCUCUGAUGAACCCGGCAAGUUCACGCAAACUCUCCACAACGUCUAUGGGAGCGACAGCAGCUGGAGGAACUUCAGCCGCUCACACCUCGCCCCUUGCCCCGUCAAGCCACGGCAGUUCCUGCAGCUCAGCGGAUGGUGUCUCUCCGCCGGUGCUGGUGGCGCGCAAAUCAACACUUCUGCUAUCCAGCCCACAGAUGGGCUUCAAGCCAAUCACCUCCUCACAGGACGCUGAGCUGCUUCUGCACAACAAGCUACCGAUGCCUUCAGCCAACUCCCCGAAAGCGAUGAACCUCGCCCGACGCGAACCGGCGUUUAAUUUCAACACCGAGCAACAGCUGCCACCGCUUCAGCGCAGUAUCUCCGGACCUGGAACACGCCCGAACAGCGUCAACAGUGAGCUGAUCGGUAAGGGUUGCGGUGCAACGACACCCAGUCCGAGUACCGGUAGCGCUACAAUUCCGGGCAGUGCUGCCAGCACCCGGCCGAGUUCGGCCAACAGUGAACGACUUCCCAUCAUAUCAGCUACCUCAUCGUCCGCCUCGUCUACGUCGACGCUGUGCGAAAGCAAAAACCAAAGUCCAUCCGCGUCGUGUACGGCCCUCACCGCCACCAUCACCACCACCAGUCCCAGUGUGCCCGGAUCGCGGCCCGAUUCGGUUAGUUCGAUAACCGAUCCGAACAUCGUAUCGAGGCCACCCUCGGUUAGUUCGGAGCGUGAGCUACACUACGCUAGUCUCGAUCUGCCACCGUGCAGCAAACAAACGCCGGUGGCUUCGCCAUUUUCUACAGGGACGAUGAUGCUAUUGGCAGGUGGUACGGGUGGUGGAGCUAGUGGAAGUAAUGCUGCCAUCGGUGGCAGCAGUAUUUCCAGCGGAAGCGCCGCUGGUGGAGUUACGAAAAUGGACGUAGAUGAACCAUUGUCUGGAUCGAAUGAAUCGCGCAGCUCGAUCGACUCGAUGAACUCUUCCAGCCCUAGUCCCAGCUCGAGCGGCUGCAAUUUGCAUCAGCAGCAACAACAACCGGUGCGAUGUGCCGCCUUUACCUACGCGAAGAUCGAUUUCGUGAGAUCGCAAGCCCAAAAGCAGCAUCAACCUCCGGGAGGUUCUGGACCGGCCAGCGGUACGGGAAGUGGUGGCACCAGCACACCCCAAUCGUCUCAAGCAUAA
This is a messenger RNA of Anopheles maculipalpis, 7827 nucleotides long. RefSeq names its product mucin-19 (gene chico). Gene Ontology annotation, molecular function: insulin receptor binding; phosphatidylinositol 3-kinase binding. Gene Ontology annotation, cellular component: cytosol; plasma membrane. The record is from RefSeq and is a predicted model, not a curated record. The transcript has 11 exons. NCBI's taxonomy places the organism in Eukaryota, Metazoa, Arthropoda, Insecta, Diptera, Culicidae. The coding region runs from base 1 to 7827 and encodes 2608 amino acids. Gene Ontology annotation, biological process: insulin receptor signaling pathway.